This is a messenger RNA of Schizosaccharomyces octosporus yFS286, 1735 nucleotides long. Its product is annotated as U3 snoRNP-associated protein Utp6. Gene Ontology annotation, biological process: maturation of SSU-rRNA from tricistronic rRNA transcript (SSU-rRNA, 5.8S rRNA, LSU-rRNA). NCBI's taxonomy places the organism in Eukaryota, Fungi, Ascomycota, Schizosaccharomycetes, Schizosaccharomycetales, Schizosaccharomycetaceae. Gene Ontology annotation, molecular function: protein binding; snoRNA binding. The record is from RefSeq and is a predicted model, not a curated record. The coding region runs from base 164 to 1615 and encodes 483 amino acids. Gene Ontology annotation, cellular component: small-subunit processome; Pwp2p-containing subcomplex of 90S preribosome. The transcript has a single exon.
UGCUUAUUAAGUAGAGACACACACUUGGAGGAACUUGCCCACGACCGCCCAGCGCGAAAUUGGGAAAUUUCAUGCAUUUAUACUAUUCGUGAGUUGUUUCGUGCGAAAAUUAUUAGAAUACCGGUUGAUUUAGAAGGUCUGAAAAUUUUUGGGGUACAGAAGAAUGGCGGAGAAGGUUCAGUACUACUUGGAACGCAGUGUUCCUGAAUUGGAAGACUUGUUGGAAAAGAAAAUUUUCAACCAAGAAGAAAUUAAUAGCAUUGUAAAGUCCAGAAGAGAAUACGAAGGAAAGCUUUCAAGACGGCAAGUGAAAUUAACAGACUUUUUGAGUUACAUUCAGUAUGAAAUGACUCUGGAGGCACUCCGGAAAAAGCGUCAUAAACGAUUACAGAUUAAGGGAAAAACGACUGUCAGUGAUUAUGCAGGUGUUCGGAAGGUCUUGUAUUUGUUUUUGAGAGCAACCAACAAAUUUUUCGGUGAUUCUACCUUAUGGUUGGAUUAUAUCCAAUACGCAAAGUCUAUUCAUGCGUCCCAUAUCGUUGGUAAAAUUUGCGCUGCAGCUAUACAAAAGCAUCCAAACAACAUUCAUUUAUGGCUCGUAGCAUGUGACAACGAGUUUACUGAAAAUGCAAACAUGCCAGCUGCCCGCUCGUUGAUGCAUAGAGCAUUAAGAUUAAACAAGGAGAGCUCCGUUCUUUGGGCCUCUUAUUUCCGUCUUGAAUUGGCAUAUAUGGUGAAGUUGCAUUAUCGUACUGAAAUUCUCUUGGCUGCUAAUACAGAAAAAGAAAAGGCAACCUCAUCGACACCUUCCGGUGAUACUUUGGAUAGCGAUCAUAUACAGCUUCCUUCUAUAUCCAUGGAAGAAUAUUUGGCAAAUGAAAAUGACACGGCCAGCGGUGUUAAUGAAAAGGUGACUUCGGCGAUGAAUGCCGAAGUUUCUACGAACGACGCUGAGCAAGUGGAAAAGUACGCCAAUGUUCUUUACACGAUAUAUUCUACUGCUUUAGAAAGCCUUUCUAAACGAGAAAGUGCUGAAUUUCUCGUCGCUGUUCUUGACUUUUUAUUCGAAUGCGCUAGCGUUCCUGUAGCAAGAUAUCUGUUAUCUGAAAAAAUGCCCGAAAUUCUUGAAAAUGCCCUUAAAGAUCUCAAGGCCGAAGGAGGGGCUGCCUAUGGCGCCCUAGUACAUCGCUGGAGUGUAUACUCAAUUUUCUGUAAAUUCCAUGGAAUUUUCCCAGACCGUGCAUCGUUAUUACCUUCUAUGGGUGUUUUUGCUUCUUCGGCUCCUAAUCUUGAUCUUAUUUCUCGAGUGGUUCAGGACUCUGAAUUUAUCCAUGACUUAGAAUUGUCAAUUCAAAAGUAUCAAGCCGUCGUUUCCGAUUUGGCCCUUUCUUCAAGCUCAAGACAAGAGUUCUACAAGUUAUACAUCCAAACUACUUAUGAAAUCUCUUCACUUUCUGUCACCGAAAGCUCCGUUAGUCUUGCAUUAAAUAUGUUAACAAACAAUGCGUUUGAAAAGUUGAAGGAGCAACCACUUUUCAAGUUUGAUGAUAAUCUACAAAGACUUUAUGAAGAAAUUCAAAUCCGAAAUGGUGCUUUGGCGGAAAUUGCAGCUUAAAAAGGGUUAUUUCUUACGUAACAUAAAAUGGGGUUUUUUGGUUCACUGUCUGGCGAGUUGAAUAGUACUAGGCAUACACUGUUCAUCUCAAAAAGUAUAGGUUCUGGUUUGGUUAAGAAU